AUCGAUCGUUAAUAAUAAUAAUAAUCAUGAUCAUCAAAAUGAAACAUUAAUUUUAAAAUGGUGUCCCGCCUAUUGUCGUUGUCAACAAGAACCAAUUAAAGUUGCGAAAAAAUUGCCUGCAAUAUGGUUAUCAUCAUCAACAUUAUCAUCAAAAUAUCAAUUUGAAAUCAAACAACAACAACAACAACAACAAAAACAGUCAAAAAUAAAAGAUUCCAUUCGUUUCCGUAUUGAUUGUGGCCAUCAAAAAAUUAAUGAUUUGAAACAAUUAUUAUUAGAAAGUAAUAAUAGUUUGAUUCAUAAUGGUAAUGAUGAUGAUGAUGGAACAAUAUUGGGACAGCCGAUCCAUGUAAUCAAUUCACUGAUUUUAAGCCACAAUCAAAUCGUUCAAAUUGGAGCCGAAUAUUUUGGCCAUAAACUUUGGUAUACAAAGUUGAAUAAUCUAUUAUUGAACAAUAAUUUAUUGACUACAAUAACGAAUGAAACAUUUGGACAAUUUACAUCGUUACAAUAUUUGAAUUUGGCAUCAAAUCGUAUAACGAAAUUGGAACCAUAUAGCUUUUUAGGAUUAAACAAACUUCUAAAGAUUGAUCUUGGAUCGAAUAGAAUUAAAAUAUUUCCAAGUGAAUCAAUUUCACCAUCCAUAUUACCAAAGUUGACUGAAAUAAAUUUACGCCAAAAUCUCAUCAAAGUGAUCCCGUCAAAGGCAUUCAUUACCACCAUCAUCACCAACAUUAACAAUCAAAUUGAGUACAAACAGGGGCAAUCCAACAAGCAACAAAAUGAUGAGAAUCAUCAACACAAAAGCGACGACGACGACGACGACAACAAUUUAAAUAACCGAAACGAGAAUCUUUAUUACAAAAGUCAAAUAAUUAAUUUUGAUCUUUCAUUGAAUCCGUUACAAAAAUUCGAAUCAGAUGCUUUUAUUCGAAUGCCCCAAUUACACAAGAUUUAUUUUUCGGAAAUUCGUGCUCAACAGGAGUUUCCCGAUCUGACCGGCACCAAUUCCAUUGAACAUAUACGAUUGGAUAGGCUACGUUUAUCCACUAUCGAUUCACGAUUAUGUAAUCAUGUGGGAAAAACAUUAAAAAGUUUGAUUGUUAAAUCAAAUAAAAUUCAACGGCUACCACCAAUGGAUUUCUGUAUUGAAAUACGAUUACUUGAUGCAAGCUAUAAUGAAAUAAAAACAAUCGAAUCAAAAACAUUCUACAAUCAACAUAAAUUGAUUGAUUUAUCUCUCAAUCAUAACCAAAUCGAAACAAUAGCAUUUGAUUCGUUUACUGGUUUAUCCAAUCUUAAAGUACUAAAUAUGGAAAACAAUCUAAUUCGGUGGAUUGACCCAAAUGCAUUUCUACCGCUUCAAUCAUUACGUGAUUUAAAUCUUGGUCAUAAUAAAUUUCCUGAAUUACCGACCGCAGGCUUGAUGAAAAUAAUGGAAAUCAAAGUACAUGGAAAUCGUAAUUUACGUGAUUUUCCACCUAUAGAAUCAUUUCCAUAUGUACAAACAUUGGCCAUGUCGUAUGCAUAUCAUUGCUGUCCAUAUUUAGGACGCAUGCAAGUUAUUAAUCCUGAAAUUGUCGAUUCAAUAAUUCCUAGUGUAUCACCAUCAACUUCUGAUUUUCAAGAUUCCAUUUUAUGGCUGGAAGAUGUGGAUGAUACAAAUGUCAAUCUAACAAUCACUGAAUUGGCUCAACAAUUCUGGAAACUUUAUCAUCCUCAUCAACCUGCGCCGAUACCGAACGAUCUUGAUGAUCCUAAUCAUGAACAAAACAAUUAUGACAUGUUUGUUAAUGAUUUUUAUGCUGCAAUUGAAACACCGGCUGCAGUUAAUUGGGGCAAUAUGAUGGAUAGCGAUGAAUACAUUGGUGAUAAAUCGGCUGUUUACUUUCAACAGAAUGAUCGUAUCACAAACAAACCGAUCAAAUGUUUACCUAAACCUGAUCCAUUCAUGCCAUGUCAAGAUCUUUUUGAAUGGUGGACCUUACGAUUCGGUGUAUGGGUUGUUUUUCCUUUAGCAUUAAUAGGAAAUGGAACCGUUUUAAUUGUUUUAGUAUUUGGACGUCGUAAACGACGUCGUUCAUCAAAAUUGGAUGUACCAAGAUUUUUAGUUUGUAACUUGGCUGCUGCUGAUUUCUUUAUGGGCAUUUAUCUGGGCAUGUUGGCUAUUGUAGAUAUGGCUACACUUGGUUAUUUUCGUUCACAUGCAAUUCGAUGGCAAAAUUCAUUUAUAUGUCAAUUGACUGGUUUCGCUGGUGUAUUCAGUGCUGAAUUAUCUGUCUAUACAUUGGCCGUAAUAACACUGGAAAGGAAUUAUGCAAUAACACAUGCAAUGCAUCUCAAUAAAAGAUUGUCAUUACGAGCUGCAGUUAUGGUUAUGUCAAUUGGCUGGUUUUUUGCUUUAUUUAUGGCCAUAUUACCAUUGUUUGGUGUAAGCGAUUAUCGAAAAGUAGCAGUCUGCCUUCCAUUUGAGAUCGAUAAUUUAGUAUCAUUCAUAUACAUUAUAAGUUUGAUUGUAUUCAAUGGCAUUGCUUUUAUAUUACUGAUGGCUUGUUAUUUACGUAUGUAUUGUGCAAUUCGUGGAUCACAAGCUUGGAAUUCAAACGAUACCAGAAUAGCAAUUCGAAUGGGAUUAUUAGUGUUUACCGAUUUUCUUUGCUGGGCUCCUAUAGCAUUUUUCACUAUCACAACAUUGGCCGGAUGGCAUUUGAUUACAGUGGAAGAGGCAAAAAUUUUUACCAUAUUCGUAUUACCAUUGAAUGCAUGUGCCAAUCCAUUUUUAUAUGCAUUCUUCACAAAACAAUUCAAGAAAGAAUGUACAAAUUUAUAUAAAAGAGUCGAUGCUUCUAAAUUGUUCAAAUCUCGUACACGAUGUUUUGGUGGUCGACAAUCUACUGUUACUGAUCCUAAUAGUCCACAAAUAGUAAGCGAUUGUAAAGUUUGCGUUCACAAUCAUCCUAUUAAUCAACGAAAUUCAGACCAAUCUCCUCAUCAUCCAAAUACGCAUCGAAUACAAUCGAUUGUUUCUAGUAAUAAAAAACGUAAACAAGAAUCAGACAGUGAAAAUAAUGAUAACGAUAACGAUAACGAUAAUAAUAACAACGAUAUUAAUCUUCAUCCAAUAAAUAAUCCGAUAAAGAAUAAAGAAAUCGAUGAACAACAACAAAAACAGCAAGAUCAUCAUGAUUGUCAAUGUCAAUGUCACAAUAAGACAAAAAUCAAUCCUUUUCAGAUUUCUGAUGAUAAACGAAACAGAAUUCGAUCGAUUGAAUCCGAUAAUGGAGAUCGAUCAUAUACUAGUCAAUUUAUUCGACAAUUUAUUCCAUCAUUAUCAAUGAUGAAUACAAAUUCUCGUUUUAAUAAUCGAAUAAAAAGAUCGAAUGCAGGAAAACAAUUUAAAAGUAACUCGAUUAUUUAUCAAAGUAAUUAUCGUAAAAAUCAUAUUCACAUGACAUUAGAGAAUGAAAUCCAAUCACCGACUAGUCAAAAUAAAUCAAAUAGCGAUAAUAGUGACCACAAGAAACAAACGCCGACGACAACAAACAAAACAAAUUCUUCAUCAUCUUCAACCAAACAUAAUGAACAUGAAUCUAGUCACAAUCGAGGUAUUGAUGUUAAUAAAAACGAUAAUGCAGUAGUUAUGAUUGUUAGUGAACGCGAUGGAUCCAAUUCAAAUACCGUAACUGAAUAUCAACAAAAACAACGACAUGAUUCCAUUAGAAAUGGUCCAAUACAUUAUGUUAAACAUCAAAAUCCAGCAAGCGCAAUGACAACUGGAAUAUUGAUGCUAAAAAAUAAAUUAAUUCGUAAUAAUCAAAAAAAUUAUGCUCGCAAGAUGUCGUCGGAUUCUCAAUUUGAAUUCUCUCAUUAUAGUAAUCGUAAAGAUUCUACAUCAACUACUGGUCGUUUAUCAUUUAGUAGCGAUAAUCCAACCAAAAGUACAUCAUCCUCAUUCUUCAGUAGUGGUUUUUCAAGUUCAUCUAGCCGAACGACAGCUGCUAGUUCCACGGCUAAUACGGCAACUAUAAUCGCCGGAGAUUUAUUACUUAGCCAAGAUCAAUUUGAACGAAUUAUUGAACAGAGUUCAAUAUUCACCGAACAAAUGAAAAGAUAUUUAAUGGACAAUACAGAAAGCAUAGAACAUCAUGAAAUACUUAAUAUACUAAAUGGAAGCAAACAUGAAGAAAGAUUUAUUCUAAUCGCAUUUAUUGAACAAAAAUUUUGUAAUGAAGACAGAAAACAACGAUCAAAUAAUGAUUCAGAUCUGAAUGAUUGUGAUAGCAUACAAAUCGAUAAUGAAAUGAGUGAUGAUCAAUAUGUUUUGUAUUUGCUGCAAGAAAUCGAUUCAUCUUCAUCUGCCAGGAAUCGUUGUAGCUAUUUUUUAAAAGUUUUACUAUUAUUCCGAAAGCAAUGUUCAAUGGAAACAGAUUGCUUAAAGAGAAAAUUGAAUGCCAUCAUUCAGCUGGAAUGUAUUGAACAUAGAUUAAUUGAUAAAUUUAUGCAAAAUUUGAAUGAAUCUCGUAUAAAUUAUGAUGAAUUUGACUUUGAAAAUCUUGCCAUUCAUUCCAUGAUUUUUCAAUGCCAUAUUAGAUUGUAUGGAAGAGAAUUAGAUGAAAUAAAUGAGGAAACAAAUUCACAGACUAAUGGUGCAACUGGUAGUAAUAAUCGUCUUGAAGAACCAAAUAAAAAAUCUCAAACAUCAUUGAUGAGUAGUAGUCAUGAACGGAUAAUGAAUUUUUUACAAAUAUUACUUCCUAAAUCGAACAAACAGAAUACUCAAAACAGUCAUCGAAAUAAUAAUGAAAAAUCUGGUACAUAUUCUUUUUAUCGAAAACCUAGAGUAAAAAAACCACUUUCAGUUGUAACAAAACCAAUAAGAUCUGGACAUCGUCGUUCAUCUAGUGCAUUUGCAUUAAGCGAAGAAUUAUUGGAACAAUUUCAUCAACAACAUAUACCUGAAAUGAAAAGUUUUUAUGAAAUCAAAAGCUGUACAAGCCAACUACAAGUUGUUGGAUCGACAAGUCCAAGCUCCAAUUCACAUAAAUCCGAUUCUAUACCAGAAAUUCGAAGUCGAUCAGCUAUAUCAGAUGUAAUUAUUCGUGUUAAUAAUAGCCAUAGCAGUAAUAUUGAUAAAGAUGAUUUCGAUAAUCCAGUAAUUGAAUCCCAAAUGGCUAUUAUUAAACCACAAAUAACAUUAAGUGAUCGUGAAAUAUCUUACAAAAGUCUUAAUAUUCCCAUUAAUAAUAAUAAUAAUGAUGAUAAUAAUAACGAUAAUAAUUUUAGUGUUGAAAAAAAUGAACAUCGAUAUCAUUCAUACGAAUUCAUAAUGAUCUGAAUAAUAAACAAACCAAACCAAAAACGAAAAAAAAAAAAAAUUUUAUUGUGAUUAUAAUGA
Molecule: messenger RNA, 5395 nt
Organism: Dermatophagoides farinae (American house dust mite)
Lineage: Eukaryota; Metazoa; Arthropoda; Arachnida; Sarcoptiformes; Pyroglyphidae
Gene: rk
Product: G-protein coupled receptor rickets
Biological process (GO): hormone-mediated signaling pathway; activation of adenylate cyclase activity; adenylate cyclase-activating G protein-coupled receptor signaling pathway
Cellular component (GO): plasma membrane
Molecular function (GO): G protein-coupled peptide receptor activity; protein-hormone receptor activity; protein binding
Source: RefSeq, a predicted model, not a curated record